ACUUGGCUUCACUUUGGAACACAUGGCUACGGUGCUGCACGGAAAUGAAAACAACGUUUUGGUAUCCAAGUAUUUAUCUUAAAAAAAAAUUAAAAAUGACUUCCAUUAAACUUGUUGGAAACUGAUAUGUCGCCAAUAUUCAGAUUUGUUUGACCAAAAAAGGGGCCUUGGUUGAAGAUGGAUGCAGUUCCCUGCAGUUGGAACACAACAAGAGUUCAGGAGUCGUUUGCUCGGACUAAGCCUGCCUCAGACACUCUAACAAAGCUGGCAAAACUUGUUGCACAAAAGCAAGAUAGUCAAAGCCAAAACCAACUACUGCCUGAUGUGUGCCCGUGUGUGUGCGCACAGUGCAGCCAGGGAUUCUCUGACAUGGCUGAGUUAUUGCACCACCAGCAGGGAGAACAUGCCUUACGUAAGUGUCAUUGCUGCCUUUCCUGUGGCAAAGAGUUUUCUCUCCUAUCCUCUUUGCAGUUGCACAAGUGCAGUCGUGAUGCUGCUCCUUGUCAGGUCUGUUGUGGUAAAACCCAGCUAGAUGCUCCAUGCAGUGCAUGCAAGGCUUCAACCUCAGACUCUCAGAGUGUCCGGGAUAAGUCCCGUUAUCACCAGUCCCACCAUCAUGAUAGCAGAUCAUAUGGCUGUGCUCCGUGUGGUAAAAGCUUUAGCCAAAAGCAAUCUCUGCUUCGCCAUCAGCAGGCUGGCUGUAGUAAAUCUGCCACGCGAACUUCAAAAGUUGUCAGCCCUCCCGCGGACUCUCCCUCGCCUGAAUCUGCCAAGUUGGACUCUUCUCCCCCUGACUCUCCCUCGCCUGAAUCUGCCAAGUUGGACUCUUCUCCCCCAACUGAUGCCACUAGUGCCCCAGAUCCCGACAGGCCAAGUCAAUGCCUACUUUGUGCCAAGAGGUUUCGCUCAGGGGCUGGCCUUGCAUGCCAUCAGCGAUCCACCCAUCGGAAGGAGUGGAUCAUCUCCAAGUAUCCUCUACUAAAAGGAGGAUGCACAAAUGGGGUUCAUAUAUUAUCGAAGCAGAUGGCUGGGCCACCCCAACCAAAAAGAAGAGGCAGAAAGAGCCAGCUCCUCUCCUGUCGUUCCUGUGACAGGGUCUUCCUAAGCACUGCCAAGCUGUACUUGCACAGACAAGAGUCCCACAGCAGAGAGAAGGAUAUCAGAAGAGAUCCAAGGCCGCUGAUUAACAAGCGGAGGAAAAGAGAGACUUACCCGUGUGACGUUUGUGGUAAAGUGUUCUUGCACCAUUUGUCACUUAAAGCACACGUCAAGAAUCAUAGUCGAGAACCACCAAGCCAUGUUCAGCAGGUUGGGAAAGCAGCCAAGGACACCAAGUUAGGUGAGAAGACGCCAAAAAAGCCUAAAGGCAACAUAUCACGGAAGGUGGGAGGAAAAUUGGUCAAGGCUAGCAGAGUGAGACCAAAGAAAAUUCCCAUGAAAGAGGAAGAGGAAGAGGGAGAGUUUCCUUGCCCGUCUUGUGCUGAGGUGUUUUCUUUUCAGUCUGCUCUGAAGGAGCAUGAGGAGCUGCAUCAGCCUACAGGGAGUAUGAGACACUGCAGCGUGUGCAGUCAGGGCAUGGGUAUCUCUAAGAAGCCUCGGGCCAAGCUUCGGAGGGCCUACCAUUGUGUUCCCUGCCUGAAGGCUUUUGUAACACUGGACACUUUCUUACAACAUUGCCAAGAUCACCUCGUUGACAGUGGCGAUGAGGAAGGGAGCAAUUUAUGACCCUGACAGCAAAAUGUGAGAUGAUGUACUCUUCCUUUUUUUGUUUUUUUAACAAGCUGUACUGAGUCCUUAAGAGAAUAUCAUGUGUCCGUGUACAUUUAAAAAUCUGUUUAGACCACUGUUUAGACCACCAGAAUAGCUGUUUGAAUGUAAUUCAUAUCAACGUGCGAUUCAAGUUGCAACAAAACAUUUUUUUUUUUGUGUGUGUGCUGUCUGAUAACAUUUAUUUUGUGACUGACUAACAGUGGUACGCUGUGAAAGCAGUACAGAAACAGUCUUACUAGGCCUAAAUCCUCUUGAUCCUAAAUCCUCUUGAUCCUAAAUCCUCUUCAUUUAGACCUUUUAUAUUCCUUUACAAAUGUUGUAUCGGAUCCAACCAUCCAUUUGUCAUUAUGGUUCAACUUAAAUGAAUAUACGCAAUAACUCAUUUAGUAUUGUUGCUGCAGCAGUUUUUUUUAAAAUCUCAAUAUCAAAUCAUUUCUGGUUAACAAUACCUUACUGUGUUAUUUGUUUUCAAUUCAAAUGGUCAAAAUGGAACAAAAAUAGCUUCUUAGCAAAGAGCAAUUUCUCAAGCAAGAAUUUAGCUAGGACUGUCUGGAAGUGGUCUGAGUGGGGAGGGGAAAACUGAACGCUGUUAUUGGGAUUGAGGUUUGGAACUCUUUCUUAUUUGCUAUUAAUUAAUCUACCCUACACAAAUUUACUCCAUGACACCAAAACUGACAUUUCAGGACGUCUUUCCAAACAGCUCUUACACUAAAAGGGCAUUAUCAUAAUUUUCAUAAUUUCACAGUAUUAUUCCAACCUCACAGUGUGGAAAGAGACACAGAGUAUAACAAACACUAUGAACUCCUUUCCUGAUAGAGAUGCCCCUCUCCUUUUGCCCUCAGAACAGCCUCAAUUCGUCAGGCCAUGGACUCUAAACAAAAAAACAUUGAACUUUUAGAUUUUUUUUUUUUUGGUACAGGAAAACUUUUUUUUAACAUUUUAUUGUUUAACUCUUGAUGACAUUGGACUUGUGUGACACUGAUUUAGCGUUAAUUUACUAAUUAUUUAUCUCUGUCCGUCUGUCUGUCUGUGUGUGAUGCAUACUCAUGGAGCCAGUUAAGACAAUGUGACGUAAUGUGACGUAAUAUAACAUGGAUAUUAUGCAAAACAAGCAGUGAUUGCAACCUUGCUGCUACUGUUGGUUUAGAAAUGAGUUUACCAGGUUAUCCAUUUAUUUUCUGCAGUUUAGUAAACCAAAAACAGAAGAAAAUAAGGCUUAAAGGGAGACCUUGUGCUUCAACACUCUCUUAGUUGUUGUGGAAAUAGACCCACUAUGCUGUUUUACUUUCUGCGUCUAUUUUUGCAUAUUUUUUAAAGAAAGUCAUGUUUUAUUUAGGGAAAAAAAAGGUUUUUAAGUUUCUACUUCUGGAAAGUGCCUUUUGUGUCCCGAGUUAGCAACCUUGUCUUAGAAAAUACCUCAUUAAAAGUAUUCUCCCAUGA
This is a messenger RNA of Oncorhynchus gorbuscha (pink salmon), 3210 nucleotides long. RefSeq names its product zinc finger protein 667-like. The record is from RefSeq and is a predicted model, not a curated record. Gene Ontology annotation, cellular component: nucleus. Gene Ontology annotation, molecular function: DNA-binding transcription factor activity, RNA polymerase II-specific; RNA polymerase II transcription regulatory region sequence-specific DNA binding. The transcript is spliced from 2 exons. Bases 178 to 1725 code for a protein of 515 amino acids. Gene Ontology annotation, biological process: regulation of transcription by RNA polymerase II. NCBI's taxonomy places the organism in Eukaryota, Metazoa, Chordata, Actinopteri, Salmoniformes, Salmonidae.